AUGGAUGCUUUCUAUCUCCGCGGCAAUACCUCGAGCGAGAAUGGCAUCGAUCUCCGUGAUUUGCAGAUCCCUCUCUUCCGUCCUUUUCGAGCACUUAAGGUCUGGUUUGUCAUACGGACCUACGGAGUUGAGGGUUUUACGGGGCUUAUAUCAGAAACCACAUCGGGCUUGGACCUCUUCACUGUAGCGGUCCCUCCUGCUUUUGCCCUUACCGCAAUCAAUAUCAUCCCUUGUGCAUCAAAUGGUGGUCGGGAUACAAACGGAUUGACCAAGGCUGUUUACACCUUGAUUUGCCAACAAGGCGAAAUCAUGGUCACGAGUACGGUCGUCGCAGGUCUUUACAUAAUUCGAGUUGUGAGCUCCAACCCAGAUUCCCAAGGGAAGUAUAUCGAGAGGGCGUUCACGAUUCUGGUUACGGCGGCAGAGGACGUGCUCAGUAGGGGCUGA
This is a messenger RNA of Letharia lupina, 447 nucleotides long. RefSeq lists its product as uncharacterized. NCBI's taxonomy places the organism in Eukaryota, Fungi, Ascomycota, Lecanoromycetes, Lecanorales, Parmeliaceae. The coding region runs from base 1 to 447 and encodes 148 amino acids. The record is from RefSeq and is a predicted model, not a curated record. Gene Ontology annotation, molecular function: carbon-carbon lyase activity; pyridoxal phosphate binding. The transcript is spliced from 2 exons. Gene Ontology annotation, biological process: carboxylic acid metabolic process.